AUGGAGCCAAAGAAUAUUGAAGAACUUUCCUGGUGGAUGUUUGAUGGAAGUUCGACAGGACAAGCUCAUGGUGAAAAUUCAGAUAUUUAUUUAAAACCAGUGGCGAUGUUCAAAGAUCCAUUUAUGUUGGGAGCAGAAAACAAAUUGGUACUAUGUGAAACGUACGAUGCACAGAAGAAGCCAACAAGGCCAUAUUACUGUGGUGUUGGUGCUUGUCAGACUUAUGGUCGAGAUUUGGUUGAAGCACACUAUCGGGCUUGUCUGUAUGCUGGUUUGGAUAUCGGUGGUACUAAUGCGGAAGUAAUGCCUAGCCAAUGGGAAUAUCAAAUCGGUCCGACGUUAGGUAUUGCUGCUAGUGAUCAAUUGUGGAUAAGUCGUUAUAUUCUGCAAAGAAUCGCAGAAGAAUACGGAAUUCAAGUCACAUUGGAUCCAAAACCCAUGGAUAUUGGUGACUGGAAUGGAGCUGGAUGUCAUACAAAUUUUUCACUCGAGGAAAUGCGAAAACCCGGUGGAAUCAAAGCAAUUCUAAAAGCAAUUGAAAAACUGUCUCAUCGUCACAGUACUCAUCUGAAAUACUAUGAUCCGACUCAAGGAUUGGAUAAUACUCGUCGUCUAACGGGCAAGCAUGAAACAGCCUCCUACAAGAGAUUUUCAUCUGCAAUAGCAUCACGUAACGUUAGUAUUCGUAUACCGCGUCAAGUUGAUGAAGAACAAUGCGGCUAUUUCGAAGAUAGACGACCAGCUGCCAAUUGUGACCCAUAUGCCGUGACAAACAUUUUAGUCAAGACAAUUUGUUUAGAUGAAACGGAUGGAAAUUAG
This is a messenger RNA of Rotaria sp. Silwood1, 819 nucleotides long. The record is from the annotation of a GenBank genome assembly. NCBI's taxonomy places the organism in Eukaryota, Metazoa, Rotifera, Eurotatoria, Philodinida, Philodinidae.